AUAUAUAUAUAUACUGAUAGUAAUGAAACCCUUCUGAAUGGAACUGCCCUUCCUCCCUUUCCACAGGCCAUAAACAAAGCCAUUGAGAAGGAGCACGAGGAAUUCAACAUCGGGGUCCUGGAUAUCUAUGGCUUUGAGAUUUUCCAGCAAAAUGGCUUUGAACAAUUCUGCAUCAACUUUGUGAACGAAAAACUGCAGCAGAUCUUCAUUGAACUGACGCUGAAGGCAGAGCAGGAGGAGUAUGUGCAGGAGGGGAUUAGAUGGACCCCUAUCGAGUAUUUCAACAACAAGGUGGUGUGUGACCUCAUCGAGAGCAAAGCGAACCCCCUGGGUAUCAUGUGCAUCCUUGACGACGUGUGCGCCACGAUGCAUGCCAAGGGUGAGGGGGCCGACCAGACCCUGCUCCAGAAGCUGCAGAGUCAGAUCGGCACACACGAGCACUUCAACAGCUGGAACAAGGGCUUCAUCGUACACCACUACGCAGGGAAGGUCUCCUACGAUGUGAACGGGUUCUGUGAACGGAAUCGAGACGUGCUGUUCAAUGACCUCAUCGAGCUGAUGCAGAGCAGUGAGUUCCAAUUCAUCCAGGACCUGUUCCCUGAAAACCCCAACGUUGAGAAGAAGGGGCGCCCCACGACAGCCAGCAAUAAAAUCAAGAAACAAGCGAACGACCUGGUGAGCACGCUGAUGAAGUGCACGCCACACUACAUCCGCUGCAUAAAACCCAACGAGACGAAGCGGCCGCGCGACUGGGAGGAGAGCCGGGUCAAGCACCAGGUGGAGUACCUGGGACUGCGGGAGAACAUCCGGGUCAGGAGAGCCGGCUACGCCUUCCGCCGCCUCUUCAGGAAGUUCCUGCACAGGUACGCGAUCCUGACCCGUGAGACCUGGCCGGAGUGGCGCGGGGAUGAGAAGCAGGGCGUCCUGCACCUGCUGCGCUCCGUCCACAUGGACAGUGACCAGUUCCAGCUCGGCAAGAGCAAGGUGUUCAUCAAGGCCCCCGAGUCGCUCUUUCUGCUGGAGGAGAUGCGCGAGAGGAAGUACAACGGCUACGCCCGGGUCAUCCAGAAGGCCUGGCGCAAACACACAGCCGUGCGCAAAUACAUUCUCAUGAGAGAGGAAGCCUCGGAUAUCCUGCUCCACAAGAAGGAGCGCCGGAGGAACAGCAUCAACCGCAACUUCAUGGGAGACUACAUCGGCACGGAGCACCGUCCCGAGCUGAGGAAAUUCGUGGGGCGCCGGGAUCGCAUCGACUUCGCAGACGUGGUGGUGAAAUACGACCGCCGCUUCAGGCCUGUGAAGCGUGACCUCCUGCUGACUCCCAAGUUCCUGUACAUGAUUGGUCGAGAGAAGGUGAAGCAGGGUCCGGAGAAGGGGCUGAUCAAGGAGGUUCUGAAGAGGCAGAUCGAGGUGGAGAAGAUCCAGUCUGUCUCACUCAGCACCCUGCAGGAUGACUUCUUCAUCAUUCACGAGCAGCAGUACGACAGCGUCCUCGAGUCGAGCUUCAAGACAGAACUGCUGAGUCUGCUGUACAAGCGCUAUGAGGAGAGGAGCCAGCGCAAACUGCCACUCAAAUUCAACAACCUGCUGGAGUUCAAGGUAAAGAAGGAGGGCUGGGGUCCCUGGGCGUCCGCAGGGUCCAGGCAAAUUCAGUUCCAGCUGGGCAGCACCGACCAGGCCUUCCUGAAACCCAGCGGCAAGGUCCUGAGUGUGAGCAUCGGAGCAGGACUGCCCAAGAGCGCCCGACCGACACGGAAAGACAACAGAAAAAGUGGCCACUUUGGAGACCGGCCAUCAAACUCAAGGGACUCAGGUGCACACAGGAACAGGGCUGCGAGGCAGGGGCAGCCUGGCCACGGCAGAGCCCAGGCUGCCGGCAGACUGUCCACACUCCUCCGCCAGGCCAGCGUGGUCCAGCCCACCCUCCCCAGACAGGGAGCCAGCAUUCGCCCGCGGGACCCCCGCCCUGGCCCCAGCCCCCAGCUCAACAUGGAUUUCAUGAGCGUGCCGGACCAGGGCGUAGCUGGGCUGCAGCGCCGGCGGUCCACAGAAUCGAAGCCAGUACCGGGGGGAGGUCGAUCGAAACCCACUCCCAAACCCAGGCCCAGGACUCCCCAGUGCCAGGCGCUGUACGCAUACGACGCACAGGACACUGACGAGCUCAGCUUCAACGCGGACGAUGUCAUCGAGAUCGUGACCGAAGAUUCCUCAGGCUGGUGGUUCGGACGACUCAGAGGAAAGGAGGGCAUGUUCCCAGGGAACUACGUGAAGAAGAUCUAAACGGUGUUCACACAGCGCCCCCUUCUGGAGAGGAGGCCAAUGACUGUUUGUUAUUCAUAGCCAUAGAACAAGAAGGGAUCUGGCUGCUGUGUUGUGAUCGAGCCCAACCCCAAGUGCUGUACUGAGCUCUUUUGUCUCAGUACAAGAUUUCUUCCAACAGUACUGUAUAUAUAGCCCUUAGUAACUAUGAUUUAAUUUAAUAUGAGAUAAACAGAUAUAUCCAUGCUAAGCUGUGGAAACUUGGCUCGUAUCCAGGCUAGCAAUCUCAGUGUUUAACCCUUUCAGUCCUGAAUUAUAAUUUUGAACUUAUAUAAUUAAAAAAGGAACGCCUUUAUUGAGUACACAUGAGAACAUUAUAAAACAUUUCUACACAACCUCAGACUGGGACCUAGGAGUCCCGUGAGGUUCCAACAUGAUUUCCGAAGGCGUAUUUUAACAAACGCCACUAAGAUAAAUAAGACAGGACAUUGAGGUCCCGCCAGGACUGAAAGGGUUAAGAGUUUGACUGGAGAAAUGGUACGUCUGGUUUGAUCAGGAACGGAUAUUGACUGGAACUUUGAUUUUGUGUGUUUUUUUGUUUGUUUGUUUGUUUUUAAUGAUUUAAUCAGCACAACAGUGCCACCAGUGGCCAAAGUGUAAAGCCCCAGUUUCUUCACAGGAGUAUUAACUUGAUAAAAACA
This is a messenger RNA of Polyodon spathula (Mississippi paddlefish), 2960 nucleotides long. Its product is annotated as unconventional myosin-Ie-like. Gene Ontology annotation, molecular function: actin filament binding; microfilament motor activity; ATP binding. The annotation marks the transcript as partial. Gene Ontology annotation, cellular component: cytoplasm; microvillus; plasma membrane. Gene Ontology annotation, biological process: vesicle transport along actin filament; actin filament organization. NCBI's taxonomy places the organism in Eukaryota, Metazoa, Chordata, Actinopteri, Acipenseriformes, Polyodontidae. The record is from RefSeq and is a predicted model, not a curated record. The transcript is spliced from 17 exons.